AUGAAACAAAUGUCGGUUGUUCAUGAAUGUUGUGUUUCUAUCUCGUUCAUUCAUACACCAUCAACCUUAUCGUUCUAUCUCAUUCAAUUCCAUAGAAUUUAUUAUCACUUGUUUGCCAUCUGGCGCAGGCCCUGUUUUCAGAACGAAAACACGAACACGAAUGAAAUAAUGGAGAAAAAAAACUUUUCUUUUAAUGCCAUAUCAAAACGAUCAUUAAAUGGAAAGGGACGUUGUAUAGAGAUCGGUCGUGUAUUUGUGUGUAGGUGA
Messenger RNA from Clunio marinus, 267 nucleotides. NCBI's taxonomy places the organism in Eukaryota, Metazoa, Arthropoda, Insecta, Diptera, Chironomidae. The record is from the annotation of a GenBank genome assembly.